Striga asiatica is the source of this 1051-nucleotide messenger RNA. Lineage: Eukaryota; Viridiplantae; Streptophyta; Magnoliopsida; Lamiales; Orobanchaceae. The record is from the annotation of a GenBank genome assembly.
UGGAUCGAACCAAAACAAUGCUGAAGCCUAGUUGACUUUAGUCAACCGCAAACAUUACUAUACCCCUCCCCUCCACAAACCCACUCAUAUCUCGACACCUCACGCCUUCAGAUACCGUGUGGGCUCGUAACUGGCUUCCUUGUCGACCUUCCGUGCACCUCACCGCAGGCAAGUCCAUCCUCUCCUUUUGUGCUUGCCUAUAUAAUUGUCGAAAGGAAUUGGAGAAGACGGAGAAGAACACACUAGAAAAGAGUACUCUGUUCCGUUGUUUCCAUGGCGUACAUCGAGAGAGGGGUUGUCAAGUCUAAGAAAUCAUUUUGGCGAGUAAGCACAUUCACGGAAGUCUUCUGGGCCGUUGUGAACUUCAUAAUGGAUUUUUUCGGAACACUUUUUUCGCUGGAGAAAUCUGAUGCUUACCGUAAAGGAUUGGGCCGAAGCAAGAAGUGGGAUGGUGGUUACCCGGGAGGAGGCCCAAAUGGUGGCGGCCCACGAAGGGCACCAGGCAGAAUGAACAAUUUCCGGGAAAUUGAUCAUGAUGCUCCUCCUGCAUGUGGUUCGUGCUGCGGAGGCUGAUAGCUUAACAGACUCCUCAAAUUACUGCUUCUGGAUUCAUUUAGACAUACAAAGUAGUAGUAAAAAAAAACGAAUGUAAAGAAGAUUUUAUUCUACAACUUGACGUUGGUUUUUAGUACAUGUACAUUUUCGAUGUCUAUAAAUGUUGCUUGAAAUACUUUCUGGUUUGUGUUCUGCUGAUGUUAGUAUAGUAUAUGGCGAAACCAUGUGAUAAUUCUGAAAAUUUUCGAUCAAGUAUGCAUUCCUUGCUAGAGGAUGACCGGAUUUAAUCUUCUGGGUAGCUGAAUUUAAAAUUUUUCUAUUCCAGAAUAAGUUUUCCUUUUUAUUUCAUUAUCUUUUUCCCUUUAUUUAAGAUACGAAUAUAUUAGUAUGACAUUUGUUAGAGAAAAAAAAAAAAAUAAAAGAUUGCCCCUUUCCUUUUCUAUCACUUUUUUUACUCCCAUAAGUCUUGUAUGAUCCGUCAAAAACAAUCUCAUUA